AUGGCGGCGUUAAAGUUACUAGAGAACUAUUACACAUGGGCAAAUGUCACUGAGGUCAAGGUGCUUGACUGGGUUGACCCUGAUGGUGGUUGGAAAGUUCAUCCCAUGGCAAAUUAUCCAUUUGCCAGUUUUGCUAGUGUCUUUGCCAUUUGUGUCUGCUACGUGCUCUUUGUCGUGUUCGGCUCGAUCUUGAUGAAGCUGUGUGUUCCAGCACUCAACACAAGCGCAAUUCAGUUCAUUUACAACCCGAUCCAGGUUAUUGCCUGCUCCUACAUGUUCAUGGAGACAGCCAUUCAAGCCUAUCGCAACAGCUACUCACCAACACCAUGCAACGCCUUCAAGGCUGAUGCCCCAGUAAUGGGCAAUGUCAUGUACCUCUUCUAUCUAUCAAAGAUACUGGAUUUGUGCGACACGUUCUUUAUCGUCGUUGGCAAGAAGUGGCGUCAAUUGUCGUUCUUACACGUCUACCACCACCUUUCAGUGAUACUCAUAUACUACAUUGUCUUUCGCGUCGCGCAGGACGGUGACACGUAUGUGUCCGUUGUGCUCAAUGGUUUCGUGCACACCAUUAUGUACACUUACUACUUUGUGAGUGCGCACACCCGUGAUAUCUGGUGGAAGCGUUACCUGACACUUAUCCAGCUCAUCCAAUUUGUGACCAUGAACGUGCAGGGCUACCUCAUGUAUUCUCGUCGGUGCCCUGGCAUGCCACCGAUGAUCCCGCUCAUCUAUUUAGUGUACGUGCAAUCACUUUUUUGGUUGUUCGUGAACUUUUACAAGAAAGCGAGCGAGAAAAUCAUGUCAACGGAAUUAAUACAGAGCUAUUAUGAUUGGGCUAAUGCGACGGAAGUCAAACUUCUUGACUGGGUCGAUCCUGAAGGUGGCUGGAAGGUUCAUCCCAUGGCCAAUUAUCCACUUGCUAACUUUGCUAGUGUCUACGCCAUUUGUAUUGGCUACCUACUCUUUGUCAUCUUUGGCACAACGCUAAUGAAACUCGGUAUUCCUGCUAUCAAGACCAGUCCACUUCAGUUCGUGUACAACCCCAUCCAAGUUAUUGCCUGCUCCUACAUGUGUGUCGAAGCUGCCAUUCAAGCCUAUCGCAAUGGCUAUUCGCCAGCGCCAUGUAAUGCCUUCAAGGCCGAUGAUCCCGUCAUGGGCAACGUACUGUAUCUUUUCUUUUUGUCGAAGAUGCUUGACUUGUGUGACACAGUCUUCAUCAUCCUUGGCAAGAAAUGGAAACAGCUUUCUAUUUUGCACGUGUACCACCACCUCACGGUGCUUUUCGUGUACUACGUUGUCUUUCGUGUGGCACAAGACGGUGACUCGUACAUUACCAUUGUGCUCAAUGGUUUCGUACACACUAUCAUGUACACUUACUACUUUGUGAGUGCCCAUACGCGCGAUAUUUGGUGGAAAAAGUACCUCACGCGUAUCCAGCUCAUCCAAUUUGUGACCAUGAACGUGCAAGGCUAUCUUACAUACUCGCGUCAAUGCCCGGGUAUGCCACCUAAGGUGCCGCUCAUGUAUCUCGUGUACGUCCAGUCGCUUUUCUGGCUCUUCAUGAACUUUUACAUUCGUGCGUAUGUGUUUGGCUCUACGAAACCUGCCGUGGGUGAUGCGAAGAAGAAGCUAUAA
Peronospora belbahrii is the source of this 1635-nucleotide messenger RNA. The record is from the annotation of a GenBank genome assembly. Lineage: Eukaryota; Oomycota; Peronosporomycetes; Peronosporales; Peronosporaceae.